Messenger RNA from Zea mays, 1529 nucleotides. RefSeq lists its product as uncharacterized. The record is from RefSeq and is marked provisional. Lineage: Eukaryota; Viridiplantae; Streptophyta; Magnoliopsida; Poales; Poaceae.
ACCACACGAAUUGCACAUCUCCACAGCUCACGAUUCCAACACUAGCUACAUAUAUAUGUAGCUUUCUAGGCUACUAUAUACACUCACCACCAAGUGUGAAGUGUGUAUAUAUAGUGACAGCUACUGCAAUAUAUACAUACGCGUCACCUAUAUAUUAGCCAAGCUAGCUAUAUGAGCUUGGUUGCGGCGCCAAUGGCGAUCGUCGACGUGGCCAACGCCCAGCUGCAGCAAGCAGCAGCAGCAGCUGCCAAGAAAGACGAGGACGGCCAUGAGCAGCAGGAGUCGUCCUACGACUACGGCGCGCUGAUGAAAGGCGUGAGGCACCUGUCGGACAGCGGCAUUACCAGGCUGCCCGACAGGUACGUCCUGCCCGCGUCCGACCGCCCCGGCGUCCUUGCCGUCUCGUCGUCCGUGGCGGGCAGCGGCAGGGUCAAGCUCCCUGUCGUCAACCUCGCCGGCCUCCGCGACCCCUGCCAGCGCGCCGCCGUGCUGGCCACGCUCGACGCCGCGUGCCGGGAGUACGGCUUCUUUCAGGUGGUAAACCACGGGUUCGGGAGCGACGUGAGCGGCGGGAUGCUGGACGUGGCGCAGCGCUUCUUCGAGCUGCCGCUGGCCGAGCGAGCGCGGCACAUGUCGGCGGACGUGCGGGCGCCGGUGCGCUACGGCACCAGCUUCAACCAGGCCAAGGACGACGUGCUCUGCUGGCGCGACUUCCUCAAGCUCGUCUGCCAGCCGCUGCAGGCGGUGCUCCCGUACUGGCCCCAGCAGCCGGCGGACCUCAGGGACGUGGCCACCAGGUACGCCACGGCGAGCCACCGGCUGUUCAUGGAGGUCAUGGAGGCGGCGCUGGAGGCCCUGGGCAUCCCCACGGCCGGCGGCGUGCUCGGGGAGCUGGCAGCGUCGUCGUCGCACAUGAUGACGGUGAACUGCUACCCGGCGUGCCCGCAGCCUGAGCUCACGCUGGGGAUGCCCUCGCACUCGGACUACGGCCUCUUCACGUUCGUCCUGCAGGACCACGUCGAGGGCCUCCAGGUCAUGCACGACGGCCGCUGGCUCACCAUCGACCCCAUCCCGGGAUCGUUCGUCGUCAACGUCGGCGACCACCUAGAGAUCUACAGCAACGGGCGGUACAAGAGCGCGCUGCACCGGGUGCACGUGAACUCCACGCGGCCGCGCAUCUCGGUGGCGUCGUUCCACAGCCUGCCGGCGGAGCGAGUGAUCGGGCCGGCGCCGGAGCUGGUGGACGACGAGGCCGGCAACCCGCGGCGGUACAUGGACACCGACUUCGCUACCUUCCUCGCCUACCUCGCAUCCGCGGACGGCAAGAACAAGACCUUCCUCCAGUCAAGGAAGCUGCCUGCUGCUGCUCCUCCAUGCCUCUAGCUAACUAGAUAGCUGCUUAUUAAUCUGACAGAAUAAAAUUAAUCAGUUCAGCGCACAAUUCCACAAGCGAAAACAAACCUGGAUUUGUUUUAAUUAGCUCUGCCCUUCAUUAUUACAUUCAAGCUAGCUCUUGGUCAACGCAUGCA